Molecule: messenger RNA, 2985 nt
Organism: Triticum turgidum subsp. durum (durum wheat)
Lineage: Eukaryota; Viridiplantae; Streptophyta; Magnoliopsida; Poales; Poaceae
Source: the annotation of a GenBank genome assembly
AUGGAGGCGGCAACCAUCGCCACACAACUAGGGCCGCCCGCCCUGGCCGUCGCACAUGAUCUCCCCACAGGCGUUGCCCUAGCCGCACCAUGGGGUCACCGCCGUGAACCACCCACCCAGGCACCUUCAGCGCCUGGCCCGCCGCCACCGUGGCCAACACCGGCGACAACGACAGUAGGGGAAACGCCUAGGUUGGAUGUCUACAUAUAUGACUAUUUCGUGAAGAGAAAUUUGCAGGAAACUGCAAAAGCCUUCCAAACGGAAGGGAAGGUCUCACCAGAUCCAGUUGCAAUUGAUGCUCCUGGUGGCUUCCUUUUUGAAUGGUGGUCGGUAUUUUGGGAUAUAUUCAUAGCAAGAACAAAUGAGAAGCAUUCAGAUAUUGCAGCAUCAUAUAUUCAGACUCAGUUAGUGAAAGCAAGGGAACAUCAACAUGAGCAUCAGCAACAACAGCAAUCUCAGCAGCAAACUCAGCAGCAGCAGCAGCAACAACAGCACCACCAACAGCAGCAGCAGCAGCAACAACAACAACAACACCAACAACAGCAACACCACCACCACCACCACCACCAACAAUCUCAGCAGCAGCAACAAUCUCAACAGCAUCAACAAAUACAAAUGCAGCAAAUGUUGUUACAGAGAGCUGCACAGCAGCAGCAGCAGCAGCGUAGAGAUGGUUCUAAUCUUCUUAAUGGCACUGCAAGUGGGCUUUCUGGAAUUGAUCCUUUAAUGCGACAAAACCCAGCAACUGCGAAUGCUAUGGCAGCAAAAAUGUAUGAGGAGAGGUUAAAGCUCCCUUCUCAAAGGGAUUCUCUGGAUGAGGCAUCGGUGAAGGUGCAGCAAAGGUAUGGGGAAAAUGCUGGCCAAGCACUUGAUCCAAACCAAACGUCGUUGAAAGCAGCCGCAGGCGGACAAUCUUCAGGGCAAAUUUUGCAUGGAGCUGUUGGUGGAUUGUCAGGUGCUCUGCAACAGGUUCAGGCAAGAAGCCCACAAAUGCCUAUGCAAGAACAGAGUAUCAAAACUGAGAUCAAUCCAGUUUUGACACCCAGAAGUGCAGGUCCCGAGGGAUCAUUCAUUGGUGUCCAAGGAUCUAGUCAAGGUGGAAGCAAUUUGACUCUGAAAGGUUGGCCACUCACGGGCCUCGACCAGCUUCGCUCUGGUAUCCUGCAGCCGAAGUCAUUUAUGCAAUCUCCACAACAACAAUUUCAACAGCUCCAAUUUCUGAAUCCACAACAGCAACAUCAGCUUUUGAUGCAAGCGCAGCAAAACAUGGCUUCCCCUACAGUUAGUGAUGUUGAUACCAGAAGAUUAAGGAUGCUUCUUAACAAUAGAAAUAUGGCCAUGGGGCAGGAUGGGCAGACAAACAGUGGUGGGGAUAUUAUUCCAAAUAUUGGUUCUCCUAGCCAAAGUGGUGGAUCACGUACAGAUAUAGACAUGCUAAUAAAGAAGAAAAUUGCUCAUUUACAACAGCAACAACAGCUUCAGCAAUCUACAGUCUCCAGUCAGCAAUCUCAGAGCUCAAAUCAGCUUCUCCAGCAACAGGAAAAGCCUGGAGUUGGAUGCAUGCCUAUUGAUGGAAGCAUACCAAACUCUUUUGUAGUAGCUGACCAAGCAUCAAAGAAGAGAAAGAAACCUGUCUCCUCUAGUAGAGCUAAUAGUUCAGGAACAGCAAAUACUGCUGGGCCAUCUCCAAGUUCUGCACCUUCGACGCCUUCCACUCACACACCAGGAGAUGCAAUGUCCAUGCCACAGCUGCUGCAUAAUGGUGGUCCAUCAAAACCAUUGAUGAUGUUUGGUUCUGAUGGCACUGGAAGCUUGACCUCUCCAGUAAACCCACUGGGUGAUGUGGACCGUUUGCUGGAAGAUGGCUCCUUGGAUGAAAAUGUAGACUCAUUUUUAUCACAGGAGGACAUGGAUCCUCGGGAAACCAUGGGAUGCUGCGUUGAUGCCAGUAAAGUUAAUUAUUAUCAGUUUACUAAGCAUGCUAUCAUACUUGUGGUUAUGAGAGCAAACUGUAGGAAAGGACACUUUGGAAAAAUAAUUUUCCGUGUUGGUCUGGUUUCUCCGAGGUUGCAAAAGCCCGUGCGAGUACAGGCAAAGUUAGCUGUUGCCAUUUCUCGUCAGACGGAAAACUGCUCGCCACCGGAGGCCACGAUAAAAAGGCAUGGACACCAACAUAAAAAUGCCCUAAACCCCAAAUCUACAUUAGAAGAGCACUCGAUGCUUAUUACAGAUGUUCGAUUUAGCCCAAGCAUGACCCGCCUUGCAACAUCUUCCUUUGACAAAACUGUGCGGGUUUGGGAUGCUGACAAUCCAGAUUAUUCACUCCGCACUUUCACGGGUCAUUCAGCGUCUGUUAAGUCGCUUGAUUUUCAUUCAAAUAAAGAAGACAUCGUUUGCUCCUGUGAUAGUGAUGGGGAAGUGCGCUGCUGGAGCAUAAACAAUGGUAGCUGUGUGACGAUGUUCUUUUAUAAUGCGCUGAAACAUUCUCCUGUUAUCGGCAUCUUAUCCCAGGGAGGUGCAACUCAGUUGAGAUAUCAACCUCGUCAAGGGAAAUAUCUUGCAGCUGCCUCUGAGAAGAUGAUAUCAAUAUUGGAUGCAGAAACACUACAAGUGUGUAGGAAUGCCUUAAAGGGACACAUAAAGAACAUCGAGUCGAUUUGUUGGGAUGCUGCGGGUGACUAUCUGGCCUCUGUAAGUGAAGAUUCUGUCAAGGUGUGGUCAUUUACUUCAGGAAAUGAUGGCGAGUGUGUGAAUGAGUUGAAUUGCAGUGGAAAUAAGUUCAAUUCAUGUGUUUUUCACCCGAAUUAUCCGUCAUUGCUUGUAAUUGGUUGUUACGAGUCCUUGGAACUUUGGGACAUAAGGGAGAAGAAUACGGUGACCAUCAGCAACGCCCAUGACGGCUUAAUUGCAGCCCUAGCUGCAUCAAAUGCAUCAGGGUUGGUCGCUUCAGUAAGUCAUGAUAAGCUUGUCAAGCUCUGGAAGUGA